CUACUUCUUCAUUUUUGCUUUUUGGUCAGAGGUUGACUGUGCCUUCUUGCCACAGUCUGGCAAUGCCUGUGGAUUUCAGUGGAACCUGGAACCUUAUCAGCAAUGACAACUUUGAAGGUUAUAUGGUGGCCUUAGGUAUUGACUUUGCAACACGCAAGAUAGCAAAAAUGCUGAAGCCUCAGAAAGUGAUCAAACAAGAUGGUGAUUCCUUUUAUAUCCAUACCACUAGCACAUUCAGAGAUUAUUUGACUCAGUUCAAAAUUGGAGAAGAGUUUGAAGAAGAUAAUAAAGGCCUGGAUAACAGAAAAUGUAAGAGCAUAGUUACCUGGGAAAAUGACAAACUUGUUUGUGUCCAGAUUGGUGAGAAGAACAACAGGGGCUGGACUCACUGGCUUGAAGGAGAUGACCUCCAUCUGGAGCUUCGUUGUGAGAAUCAAGUAUGUAAACAGGUCUUCAAGAGAGCUUGAAUAUGUGUACUGGUUCCUACAUGGAGGAAAUAUACAGGAGACUAUGCACCCUCAUGUCCAGUGAUGGCUGUACAGACAAGAACUGAUGCCUUGUACCUAUUAACCUAAAUGGCCUGAUGUUUCUGGCUCAGGAAAUAAGUCUGCUGUUGCCAGUGUUAAAGAUCUG
Messenger RNA from Pelecanus crispus (Dalmatian pelican), 633 nucleotides. It is a transcript of the gene RBP7, whose product is annotated as retinol binding protein 7. NCBI's taxonomy places the organism in Eukaryota, Metazoa, Chordata, Aves, Pelecaniformes, Pelecanidae. Gene Ontology annotation, molecular function: lipid binding. The record is from RefSeq and is a predicted model, not a curated record.